AUGGACUGGUUCUCAUGGCUGUCAAAAACAACCCUAGACCCAUCCUUAGUAUACGAAUACGGCCUAGCUUUUAGCCACAAUGAACUCGAAGAAGACGAUAUAGCCUACUUCAACCACGAAUUCCUUCAAAGCAUGGGGAUUUCCAUCGCCAAACACAGGCUAGAAAUCCUCAAACUGGCAAAGAAAGACCACAAAUUAGGCAUCAUCAUCAACAACAACAACAUUCCGCACGCCGUUUCGAGGCUAAUCGGAGCCAUCAGGAAAACCAAGAAGAAUUUCACCAAAUACAUCGGCAAAUGGGUCCACCGAGAAGAUUCCUCGUCGGCGCUGGCUCUUGUUCCGACCAAACGCGGGUACAGUACGAGUUCCAGGUGGAAGAACGCAAUGGUGAAGAGGAAUAAAAGGCUCAAUUUGGUGGGGGCGGCUAAUGGAAAUGGUGGAAAUAAACAGAGCAAUUUGAAUAACAGUUACAGUAGUAGGCUUUUGCUUACAAAUGGGAGCCCGAUGGUGAUGCCCAGUUCGAGAAUCGACAGCUUUUCGAGCCCAGUUGUGUAUGAUUCGUUUAAAGUGAUUGGGGAUGAGAAGAUGAUGAUGGAUGAUGGAGCAGCAGAGGAUCAUGAAGAAUAUUGGAGCCCUGCUUUUGAAGAGGUCAAGUGGGAUUCCAUGUUUCACAAUUUGAAGCCAACUUAGAGAAGAUGUAUGGGAAGACUCAGGACUGUGGAUGCAUUAAAUUAAAUUAACAUCUCCAUCGAACUUCAAAGCCUGCGAAUUUCAAGAAGGAAAAUAGGGUUAUUUAAUUAUCAAAUGGAUUGCUUGGAGCCGUGGAUCCUGCAUGGUUUGCCCCCUGCUCUUCCAUUCCUUCACAAUUAACGUCCUUUUGUAACGUGUCUUUCAUUAAAAUAAUAAUGGUAUAAUAAUAACUAGAUGUUAAACCCACGCGAUAUGCGGGGUUUAUACA
Oldenlandia corymbosa var. corymbosa is the source of this 958-nucleotide messenger RNA. NCBI's taxonomy places the organism in Eukaryota, Viridiplantae, Streptophyta, Magnoliopsida, Gentianales, Rubiaceae. The record is from the annotation of a GenBank genome assembly.